UUGACUAAAAUGGGCCACCGUAGUAACAGAAGGCCUGCAUUGAUUAGCUUUAUAUUUCUCCCACUGACUAUUUGUAUAUUUGUAGUUUACAGUUAAAAACGAGCGCACAUCAGAUAUAUGUGCUGGUUAAACUCUCUUUAGUUUAUAUCGCUGGAGUAGCAAUUACCACCAAAACGCGCUUUAAAGCAACAGAAAGGCAUUCCCUUUUAUGACAGACGGCGUCACUCCUUAUUUGCAGCACACCAGUUAAGCUCAGCUAAUUAGCUAGCAUUACUUUGCUUCCACGGCAGCGGGUCAUAGGAUGUCGUACAGGAAAACUUUUAAACUAAUUUGUGGCGUCGCCGGAGGUUCUGCCGUGUUGGUAUUUGCCGCUACAACUGCCGACUCUCGCGGAUACUUCGGUGAGCACCGCGGAGACGCGGCCAGUCGGUGGUCGAGAUUCACUGUCCUUCAGGCUGCUCAGCCGGCGUGGUCAUCCGCCAGCCACACACCAGUCCCGACUGGACACGCGUGGGACUUCAACUGGGACAAGAGAGACCCAUCUCUGUUAUCUAAUGGGAAAAAGAAAGAGAAAGUGACUGAAGACCCCACCUCUGAGCAGGACAACAGCAAGCCCAAAGCCACACGCAACAUUCUUCUCAUCAGACACUCCCAGUACAACCUGAGCGGGACCAGUGACAAAGAGAAGACUCUCACACCAUUAGGGCGUGAGCAGGCUGAGUUGACAGGUCAGAGGUUAGCAGCACUAGGACUGAAAUAUGAUGUCCUCAUCCACUCCAGCAUGGCCAGGGCUACAGAGACUGCACAUAUUAUCAGCAAACACCUCCCAGGAGUAGACCUGGUGAGGUGUGACUUGUUGAGAGAGGGCGCACCUAUUGAACCGGUUCCACCCGUCACUCACUGGAAGCCUGAUGCAGUGCAGUACCACGAAGAUGGAGCUCGCAUUGAGGCAGCCUUCCGCCGCUACAUCCACCGGGCUGACCCCAAGCAGAAGGAUGACAGCUAUGAGAUCAUCGUCUGUCAUGCCAAUGUCAUCCGUUAUUUUGUCUGCAGGGCUCUUCAAUUUCCCCCAGAAGGUUGGUUGCGUAUGGGCUUGAAUAACGGCAGCAUUACAUGGCUCACCAUUCGCCCGAGUGGCAGAGUGGCCCUCAGGACUCUGGGAGACUCAGGAUUCAUGCCUCCAGACAAACUUACACGGACCUAGUGACUGGAAACAGCAGGUUUCUGGAACAGGGUUAGCUGCAGGGUCAAAACUCAGUUCUCUCCUUAAGUGUCUUGAAAAUGAUUGUUUUUAUUUUGUAAGUGAUCAUCAUGUGAUCAGUGUUGUUGAAAUUACUUCCAUGCCAGCAGAAGUGAUCAACAGCGCAAAACACCUUCUGAAUGUGAUUUAGGAUUUUUACACAGAUGGAUUUUUAAACCAAAAAUACUGUUUGUAUAGCUGUUGUACAUGCAAUUCAUGCUGUUAGCUGUGCAUGUCUCUGCAGUGAAAGUUAUGUGCUGUUUAGCAAAAUUGUGGUAAAUAAAUGAUCUAUGGCUCA
This is a messenger RNA of Melanotaenia boesemani (Boeseman's rainbowfish), 1538 nucleotides long. It is a transcript of the gene pgam5, whose product is annotated as PGAM family member 5, serine/threonine protein phosphatase, mitochondrial. The record is from RefSeq and is a predicted model, not a curated record. The transcript is spliced from 6 exons. Gene Ontology annotation, biological process: positive regulation of mitochondrial fission. The coding region runs from base 302 to 1204 and encodes 300 amino acids. Lineage: Eukaryota; Metazoa; Chordata; Actinopteri; Atheriniformes; Melanotaeniidae. Gene Ontology annotation, cellular component: mitochondrion.